This is a messenger RNA of Micromonas commoda, 405 nucleotides long. RefSeq lists its product with no specific name. Bases 1 to 405 code for a protein of 134 amino acids. The record is from RefSeq and is a predicted model, not a curated record. Lineage: Eukaryota; Viridiplantae; Chlorophyta; Mamiellophyceae; Mamiellales; Mamiellaceae. The transcript has a single exon.
AUGACUAAUGAACUCAUCCCUAUUCGUUCGCUCCACGACGUGCGUGCGCGUUGUUUUGGUGUUCGACGCAUCGCGCACGUCGUGGAGCAACGUAAAAGUCGACUCACGGGAAGCGGCGGCUGCCGGCGACGCGAGCGCAAGUUGCCCGAGCUACGGCGACAACUGCUGUUUUGUCAUGUUCGUGCAACGAAUGCAGAUUGCAUUCCCGCCUUGCUUCCACGACGAAGCAACAUUCGUUGCACUAGAAGCAGCAGUUGCCGCCGCCGCUGCCGCACCAUCUCGGCGAACUUCACGCGGCUGUUCAUUUGUAACGAUCAAAUCCCAAACGCAUCGGUCGAGUUUAUCUUUGAAAAAAAGAAGCAGUCGAUGAAAUUUACCCAUUCGAAACCAAAGUCGACCCGUUGA